AUGUCGACUGUUCGCGCCGCCUUCAAGGUGCUCAUCUCGCACCCAAAUGUGCCAGCGCCCGCCCUGGAGCUGCUGCGUUCCCGCGGCGCCGAGACCAUCGUCUGCCAAAGUGUGCCGCCCAGCAGGGCGGAGAUUCUACAGAAGGUGACCGGCGUGGAUGCCAUUUUCUGGGCGCACUACCAGCCACUGAAUGCCGGCAUACUGGAUGCAGCUGGACCGCAGCUGCGGUGUGUGAGCACCAUGUCGUCGGGCAUUGAUUUCGUGGAUGUGCCGGAGUUCCAGCGGCGCCAGAUCCCAUUGGGGCACACGCCAGGAGUGGUGAAGAAUUCGGUGGCGGAUCUUGCCAUUGGAUUGAUGAUUGCAGCUGGGCGACACUUUCACGCCGGUCGCCAUGAUAUCGAGAGUUCGCAGUGGAAAACGGAGCUAAUUGACUGGCGCAUGGGCCAGGAGAUCCGCGACUCUGUCAUCGGUUUCUUUGGCUUUGGCGGCAUCAGUCAGGCCAUUGCCAAGCGUCUCCAGUGCUGGGAUGUGGCCAAAAUUCUCUAUCACACACGCAAGCGCAAGGAGAACGAGGCGGAGUUCAAGGCGGAACAUGUGCCCUUCGAGCGGCUGCUGCGGGAGAGCGACUUCCUCGUGGUCGCCGCACCACUCACCGACGAAACGCGCGGAAAGUUCGAUAAGAAAGCCUUUGGGUUGAUGAAAUCGAGUGCAGUUUUUGUCAAUGUGGCCAGAGGAGGUCUCGUCAUGCAAAGCGAUCUGCAUGAAGCGCUGACCACAGGGCAGAUCUUUGCCGCGGGCUUGGACGUGACAACACCAGAACCUUUGCCAGCGGAGGAUCCCUUACUGAAGCUGCCCAAUUGCGUUAUUCUGCCCCAUUUGGGCACACAAACCACGAAGACUACGAUCGAAAUGAGUCUGCUGGCGGCCAACAAUAUACUCAAUGGCAUGGAAGGAAAGCCCAUGAUUAGGCCAGCAUAUUGAUCGAAUGAGGCAGAACAAAUUCCAUUGAGUAGUAAA
Molecule: messenger RNA, 1017 nt
Organism: Drosophila guanche
Lineage: Eukaryota; Metazoa; Arthropoda; Insecta; Diptera; Drosophilidae
Product: glyoxylate reductase/hydroxypyruvate reductase
Exons: 4
Coding region: 1-981 (326 amino acids)
Cellular component (GO): cytosol
Molecular function (GO): hydroxypyruvate reductase [NAD(P)H] activity; hydroxypyruvate reductase (NADH) activity; glyoxylate reductase (NADPH) activity
Source: RefSeq, a predicted model, not a curated record